AUGGUUCAAUUACAUAUGGGACUUGUCGCGGCCGCUACAUACAUCACAGUAGCAUGUGUCCUUCAUAGAGCGGAAGCUCAGAAACGGCUCAGGUUGGCUGCUGCAGCGGCCAUUUUACGAGGGGGGCCGAUGAUACCUUUACCACUACGUUACCCUGUGCAUGUUGCCCGCCCGAAAAUCAUUGAGAUGCCGAUACAUCAUCAAGUACCUAUUGAAGUCCCGGUACAGCAUUACAGUCAUUCGAUGAAGAGGGUUUCCAUCCCAGUGCACGGCCAUAGUCACUCCGAGAAGCAUGUAGCGCUAUAUUCUCGCAGCCACCCGCAUUUGCGCUCCGAUAAGGAUGUUCACGUACCGAUUUAUCACCACCAUGAGAGCCACUCGCAUUAUCCAACAUACCACGAGCAGCAGCACCAUCACCAGAACCACGGAGAUGAUAGCCGUGGAUACGAAGGAGACAGCUGCGAAGAAGAACAUGGCCGACACGGUCACGCAGGACACGAAGAUGGUCAUACUGCGGCCGCUAAUGAACGCCAUGGAUGGCGUAGUGAAGCUCACGGUAGUGGACACAGAGGCAAUGUGGCAACUGCCGAUAAGGGCUAUUCCGAGAGUGGCAGCAGCGGAAGCGCUGAGGACCUUGGCUGGCGGAUUUUUACCAUGGCAGAUGGUAAAAAUCGCUCGAUGUAG
Messenger RNA from Varroa destructor (honeybee mite), 684 nucleotides. RefSeq names its product polyadenylate-binding protein 1-B-like. The record is from RefSeq and is a predicted model, not a curated record. NCBI's taxonomy places the organism in Eukaryota, Metazoa, Arthropoda, Arachnida, Mesostigmata, Varroidae.